CGGGGCUCGCGUCGCGCGUCGUCGUCGUCCCAGGCGCGGCCGCCCUCAGCUCGCCCCCCGCUCCUCGCCCCCUCGCCCCCGUUCACCCCCCGCUCCGCGCGCGCCGCCAUGAUCCCCGCGGCGGGCGUCGCCGGCGGCGCGGCGAGCAGCAUCGGCCUCUGCUCCAUCUUCACGGGCCUCUGCAGCGCCUGCUCCUGCGCCAUGUCGACCUGCGUGUCGUGCUUCACGGGCGUGCGCUGCUGCUCCGGGGCGGCCUGCGCCGGGAGCGGCAAGGACGCGUGGGGCGCGGGCAAGGUCGGCAGCCUCCUCGUGGUGAUCUACAGCGUCGUCCUGUCGUUCAUCUUCCAGUACGGCGUCGGCGACAAGAUGGCGCACUUCGACGAGUGGACGGGCCCCGGCGGCGCCUGCGACGGCGCGGCCUGCCUGGGCCAGCAGGGCGUCUUCCGCGUGAACGUCGCGACGGUCGCGUUCUUCGUCUGCAAUUGGGUCGGCUGCCGCAUGUCGAAGCAGUACCAGGACGGCCUCUGGAUUUUGAAGGUCGUCUUCUACGCGGCCUUCGUCACGGGCGCGCUCUUCCUGCCCUUCGAGCUCGUCGCCGGCUACGUCUGGGUCGCGCGCGUCGGCGCGUCGGUCUUCGCGGUGCUCCAGAUGGUCGUCAUCAUCGACCUCGCGUACCAGGUCAACGACUACAUGGUCGAGGCGUCGCAGGCGUCCGGCGGCUACGGCGAGGGGUCGGCGGCGACCUGCGGCCUCGACGACUCGCUCGCGACGCUCGUGGGCUUCGCGCUCCUGCUCUUCGCGGCCGCGCUCGCGGGUUUGGUCUGCCUCUUCGUCUUCUUCUCCGAGUGCGCGACGACGACGGCCUUCGUCGCCAUGACGCUCGUGCUCUGCGUCGCCGUCUGCGCGACGCAGCUCGCGCUGUCCGAGAGCGGCAACCUGCUCACGUCGUCCGCGGUCUGCGCCUACGGCGUCUUCGUGCUCUACACGGCCGUGUCGCGCGACCCGCACGCGCGGUGCAACCCGGCGCUCCACGACCGCGGCCACGACUGGCCCUCCGUGACCAUCGGCCUCUUCCUCGCCUUCGUGUCGCUCGUGUGGACGACGCAGGCCUCGUCGGGCGCCGUCGGCGAGCUCCUCGACGGCGGCGACCUCGGCGCGGAGCUCGUGCCGACGAAGGACGGCGACGACGACGAGGAGAGCGCCAAGUCCGAGCUCGGCCCGGCGCCCAUGGACUGCCUCGACGGCGGCGACCGCGACGGCGCGCGCUUCAACCUCGCGCUCGCGCUCGUGUCCAUGUACGCGGCGUGCACGCUCACGAACUGGGGCACGUGGGAGGCCGCGAACGGCGGCAAGGUCGCGCCCCUCGCGGGGCUCGUGUCCAUGUGGCUCAACAUCGCGGCCCAGUGGUGCCUCUUCCUCCUCUACGAGUGGACGCUCGUCGCGGGGCUCCUCUUCCCGGACCGCGACUUCUCCUAGGGCGGGCGGCGACGUCGCCCGCGCGGGCGCAGCGCCGCCCCCGAACCUCCCUUUUGUAUACUAGAGCCGACUCCUCCCGGCGUCGCGCGCCGCGG
Molecule: messenger RNA, 1571 nt
Organism: Aureococcus anophagefferens
Lineage: Eukaryota; Pelagophyceae; Pelagomonadales; Pelagomonadaceae
Exons: 1
Cellular component (GO): membrane
Source: RefSeq, a predicted model, not a curated record